Messenger RNA from Hyalella azteca, 5387 nucleotides. It is a transcript of the gene nompC, whose product is annotated as serine/threonine-protein phosphatase 6 regulatory ankyrin repeat subunit C. Gene Ontology annotation, molecular function: calcium channel activity; protein binding. The transcript is spliced from 33 exons. NCBI's taxonomy places the organism in Eukaryota, Metazoa, Arthropoda, Malacostraca, Amphipoda, Hyalellidae. Bases 10 to 5004 code for a protein of 1664 amino acids. The record is from RefSeq and is a predicted model, not a curated record. Gene Ontology annotation, biological process: GPI anchor biosynthetic process; calcium ion transmembrane transport. Gene Ontology annotation, cellular component: glycosylphosphatidylinositol-N-acetylglucosaminyltransferase (GPI-GnT) complex; membrane.
GCUCGCAUAAUGCCUUUGGCACUCAAAGGGGAUUGGCCAGCUAUCGACCACGCCAUCAGAAUUCUGGAACAAAUCAGGUUGCCGAGCACUAAGUUCGAACCUUACGCGCCUCUACGACCUCUUGUUGACGAGGCGAGCGGCUACACGCCUCUGCUGUUCGCCGCGCGGGACAACCGCGUACAGAUCAUCGAUAGACUCAUCGACCUCGGCUGCGAUCCCAACGCUAAGACUAAGGAUGGAUGGGCUGCCGUGCACUUGGCUGCGAUGUACAGCAGGGAGGAGGCCAUCAGGGCGCUCGUCCAUCGACGGGCAGACAUCAACGCUACUGGAGGGCCUAAAGAACAGACGGUGGCGCACCUGGUGGCAGGUCGCAGCAUCGGCGCCGCGGUCUCGCUCAUGAAAGUUAUCCUAAUGUACGGCAAACCUGAGCUAAGACUUGUCAAAGAUAACAAAGGAGAUCUGCCACUGUUCACUGCGAUCGAGGCAGGCAACUCAGGUCUGGUGAAGGAGCUGUUGUUCCACCACGCCAGGGAGCAGGUGCGGGACAGUCGCCAGAAGACCAAAGACACGGCGCUCCACAUCGCCUGCUGGAAGAAGGAUACCGAGCUCGCCAGGGUCCUGGUCGACGCCGGCAGCAUCGUCGACGCUAAAAAUGCCGCCGGAAAAACGCCGCUACACGUGGCGGCUGAAAUGGGUGACGACGCAACAGCUAAAUUCUUCUACAACAUCCACGUCAACCCAAACAUCGUCGACAACCAGGAACGAACUCCCAUCCACACGGCGGCCGAGCAUGGCAACACGGCCAUCGUGGAGCUGUUGUCCGACAAGUUCAAAGCCUCGGUCAUGGAGAGAACAAAGGACGGAUCCACCCUCGCUCACAUUGCAUCUCUGCACGGCCACCCCGACACCGUACUCAGCUUUCUUAAAAAAGGAGUGCCGCUGCACAUGCCGAACAAGGAGGGGGCGCGAUGUCUGCACACCGCGGCGCAGGCUGGUCACAUCGGUGUGGUGAACACCAUACUGGCUAAAGGGGAACACGUUGAUGUACCCACCAAUAUCGGCUACACAGCUCUGCACAUUGCGGUGAAAGCCAACAAACCUGGCAUGGUCGAAACCCUCCUGGGUUGGGGCGCAAGUCUGAAAAUCCAAGGUGGACCAGGCAAAGAGUCAGCAUUGCACUUGGCAGCUCGAGUGAAGGAUGGCGAGAAGUGCGCCGAAAUGCUCCUCAAGUCCGGCGCUGACCCCAACCUGCAGAAGUUUGAUGGCCAGACGCCGUUGAUGUUGGCAGCGUAUCACGGCAACAGCAGAGUCAUGAAGCUACUUAUAGAGUACGGCGCUGAUCCUGUAGUCCGAUCUGAGAACGGUGAGACGGCCCUGCACCUGGCCUGCGAGACGUGUCGUGUGGACGUGGCGAAGAGCCUCCUGGAGUACACCAUCCGCAAGAGCGGACGUGAUGCCGUGACCAGCGUCGUCGACACGGCCAACCUGAAGGGCGAGACGCCGCUGCACUACACGGCGCGUAUUGUCCCCAGCAGCGCUGCCAAGACCGACCAGUCUAAGGAGAUGGCAGCGCUGCUCCUCAGCAACGGCAAGAACAUCGGCGCCCAGACGCAUGAGACGAAGGAGACACCAUUCCACUAUGUCUGCGUCUCCGGCAACGAAGCUGUGCUAAGAGAGAUGCUAGCACACGUGCCUCCUUCAAAGGUUCAAAGUUACGUGAACGCGCCGUCGCGUAAAGGCUGGUCGCCGCUGCUGUCUGCGGCAGACUGCGGUCACCUCAACAUCGUCAACCUCCUGCUGGAGAACCACGCCAGGGUCGACGUGUUCGACCAUGACGGCAACGCUGCGCUGCACCUAGCCGCUGCUAAGGGCUUUGAGCCGGUAAGCGACGCUCUGCUGGCUCACAAGGCCUUCGUGAACGCCCGUAGCGUGGCAGGCUUGACUGCUCUACACCUCGCAGCGGUCGGCGGCUACACCUUCCUUGUCAAGGAUCUCAUCAUAGAGCACAGCGCUCAGAAAGAUCCCUUGUCAAAUACGAAACAAACCCCGCUGCACUUGGCUGCAGAGCACGGCCAGCUCGAGGUGAUCGAGACGCUCCUGCAGCUCGGCGCCGACACAAACGCCACCACCGAGGAGGGCAAGAAGGCCGUCCAUCUCGCAGCCAUGCGCAACCAUUCCGACGUGGUCAAACAUUUUCUGAAGCUGUCGCCGGAGCUCGUCUCCACAGCUGACAAGGACGGCAACACAUGCGCACACAUCGCUGCCUUGCGCGGGUCUGUUGACGUGGUGCGAGAGCUGAUGAAGCACAACCCCAGCAUGGUGACGGGAGGGCGCAACCGCAGCUACAGUACACCGCUGCACCUCGCGGCAGAAGGUGGAAAUGCGGAGCUCGUCGAGUUUCUCGUCACGAACGGAGCGUCGGCUACCUUGGAAGACGGGGAAGGUUUAACGGCGGUGCAUUUAGCGGCACGAUACGGCCACCUCGAAGUGAUUAACUCGCUGGGCUACACGCACCAAGACCUCGGCAUCUUCAGCAGGAAACUCGGCAUGACGGCUCUACACAUCGCGGCUCACUACGGCCAGACGGAAAUUUUGCGUGAGCUCAUCAGCCACAUGCCGGCGACAAUAAAGUCGAUGCCUCCCGCGGCGAAGGGCGGCAAGCCGUUCAUCCCCGAGCUCGGGGCAGAGUCUGACCUCACGCCCCUGCACCUUGCCGCCCACCAGGGCAACGAGAACGUCAUCCGCGUCCUCUUCAACUCACCGGGCGUCGUCGCUGACGUCAAGUCUAAAAUUCACCACUACAUCCCCCUACACAUGGCGUGCAUCAACGGCCACACGAACGUCGUGGGGCUCCUCCUGUCAAAGUCAGCCAAGCAGGUUCACAUUGCCGACAAAAAAGGUCGCACCGGGUUACACAUAGCGGCCACUCACGGUCACUACGAUAUGGUGGCGCUGCUCAUGGGGCAAGGAGUGGACCUCGGAGCCAAAGAUCGGGAGGGCUGGACGCCGCUGCAUUACUCAGCCAAGAUGGGUCACAUCAAGGUAGUGCGGCUACUCACAGAAGCAGGAGCCAAAACCACCGACAAGACAAACGAGGGGAAAAUUCCCAUCUGCUACGCUGCGGCUUACGAUCAUGUCGAAGUUUUCUCUUACCUCAUACAGAAGGAGCACGAUUCCUACGAGCUACUCGGAGAUAAAAAGUAUGUGCACGACCUGACGGUGAUGUCCCGCAAGUACGCGCACCAGCCCCUCCAGGAGUACGUGCUGCUCUCUCCCGCCCCUCCUGACAUCGCUCAUAAGCUCUCACAUACGCUGCUGCACCUCUCAGAAACCGUGAGUUUAUUCUAUCUUCCAUUUUCGGAGAAGGAGAGCCAGAAGGACCUGAUCGAGGCGUCGGUGUUCGCCGAGGAGCUGGCCACGGAGUUGGUGGCGAUCGCGUCAGCCUCGUUCAGCCCCGGCGUGCUGCUGCGCGCCCUCGACGGCCGCGGUAUUGCGCUCCUUGAUUCCCUCAUCGAACACGAGCAGAAAAUGGUGAUCGCUCACCCGAGCGUGCAGCGCUACCUCAAUGACGUGUGGAUGGGCAGCCUCAAGUGGCCGGCAUGGAAGAUGGCGGCCGUCUUCCUCAUGUGCCUCAUAGUCCCGCCAGUCUGGAUCUUCUUCAGUCUUCCACUCCGCCACAAGUAUUACCGCAUUCCCUUCACCAAGUUCCUGUCUUACCUGGUCUCGCAUUGCUACAUGUUGCUCCUCAUGAUCCUCAUGACCGUCACCCCCCUGAGUCCCAUCUGGGAGCUCACCGACCUCAUGCCCAGAUGGUACGAGUGGAUGUUGCUAGGCUGGCUGAGCGGUAACCUGGUGGCAGAACUCACCAGCCCCGGUGACCGAACAGGACUUGGUUGGAUCAAAGUGUUUGUCCUGAUGUUCGGAGGUAUGGGCGUCCUGACUCACGUCUUCGGCUUCCUGUACUACGGCCAUCAGGGGCCGCUGCAAGAAAUUCUUUACGUCAGAAAUGUGCUCAUUGGCUGCGGACUUUUGCUAGCCACGGUCCAGCUGCUGGAUUUUCUGUCUUUUCACAACUUGUUUGGUCCGUGGGCUGUAAUCAUUGGUAAGCUCAUGGUUGACCUCGGUCGUUUCCUGGUUAUCUUAGCCAUCUUCAUGUUUGGAUUCACAAUGUAUUUAUCGGCCAUCUACAACCCAAUGCGCCCCAUCUACACCGGACGUAACACCUCGCUCGUCGUGGGCUCAGGCUACCCUCCUUUCGAGGCCCCUGUUCAAGACCCCUUCUCCACUUCCGAGCUGCUCUUUUUCUCGCUCUUCGGUCUCGUAGAGCCCGACUACAUGCCACCCUUCUACAGCCAUCCUUUCUGGGCAAAGACCUUGAUGAAGGUGGUGUUCGGCGUGUACCAGAUGGUGACAGUUGUGGUACUGAUCAACCUGCUCAUUGCUAUGAUGUCAGACACUUACCAAAGAAUACACGCUAAGAGCGACAUAGAAUGGAAGUAUGGACUCGCUAAACUUAUUCGUAACAUGAGCAGAACUUCAGGCACUCCUUCGCCUCUCAACCUCCUGCUCAAGCUCACCGUGAGCGCAGUUGCGUGCGCCAAGUAUAGAGGUAACCUAUGCUCGGAGGCGGCGCUGGACUACAUCCGCAAGGAGGGCCGCAUGGAGAGCGCGCACGCCAUCGAGGCGAGGGCCGAGCAGCGCUUCAACAAGCGCCUCAACAAGAGCCGCGGCAGCAUAGCCCCGCACAGCACAGAGAACUUGAUCCAGGCAACAGGAAGCACGUCAGACCUGGGCGGCGAGGAGGGCGAAGAAGCGAUCAAGAGCGUGUCGGAGUGCGUGGACUGGAGCCACGUCGUUAAGCGCUACAGAGAGAAGAAGGAAAAAGAUUCCCUCACUGCCAAGAACGCUCAGGCCAGCAGCGGCGAGCUAAGUUUAGGGAUCAAGAAAGACGAAGAGGACAAGGGACGAAAAGACGAGCCGGAAGCUGAUAACAAGGAUUCUUAGUCCUCCCGUCAACAAAGAGAUGUAGGGAUCAAGAAAGACGAAGAGGACAAGGGACGAAAAGACGAGCCGGAAGCUGAUAACAAGGAUUCUUAGUCCUCCCGUCAACAAAGAGAUUUAGGGAUCAAGAAGGACGAAGAGGACAAGGGACGAGGAGACGAGCCAUGCUAACAAGGACUCUUAGUCCUCCCGUCAACAAAGAGAUGUAGGGAUCAAGAAGGACGAAGAGGACAAGGGACGAGGAGACGAGCCGGAAGCUGCUAACAAGAACUCUUAGUCCUCCCGUCAACAAAGAGAUGUAAGGAUCAAGAAGGACGAAGAGGACAAGGGACGAGGAGACGAGCCGGAAGCUGCUAACAAGGAGUCUUAGUCCUCCCGUCAACAAA